GGGCCUGCCCAUGCACGGAAGCGCUAGGUACUUUCUUUGUUCGAGAAGCUUGCCUCGAAGCCUUGGCUCGCCGAGACCACCCUCACGAAGGCCUCGGGCGUCAUGGUGACGAAUAGAACCUGUCAUGUGCGCGUCCCAUCCUUUCGAGUCAUGUCCUGCCUGGAGACGAAUAUUUCGUGUGCCAUCCACGGCACCUUGGCCAGCUGUCGCAACAAAAAAGUGUUCGUCCGUUUCCGCAUCCGAACCCAAGUACAACGUCCCGCUGCGACCAUCCAUCCUAGUGCACAGACGAUCCGGGAUGGGGCGCAUGGGUCAGAACCCUCCUCGCCAGGGCCAGCACAGCUUCCCCGUCGCUCCGUCCAGGCCUGUCUUGUUCGUCAUCGAGUCGCGUUGCGACCAUUACCCCAUACUGUCUCUUUUUGGGGAUUUCACGUGUGCGAGCACGAACGGUACGCCAAUCCGGUCGGUCCAGGUCUCCGUGCCCUACUCUCGUGCGGCGAGACGAGCGGAGCAAGGUGCCAUCCGCUCAGUGCUUUUCACCGCCAUCGGGGCUUACUUCUUCUGCCGGCAGCAUGAUUCCUGGUCAUCGUUCUUCCGAUUGCCCGUGCCAUCGUCGUCGCUCCGCUUUGCCCUGGCGGUGAGGCCACCGCGAUCCAGCGUGCAUACAGCCCCACUGCCAACCAUCCCUGUCGACGUC
This is a messenger RNA of Ilyonectria robusta, 697 nucleotides long. RefSeq lists its product as uncharacterized. The record is from RefSeq and is a predicted model, not a curated record. Bases 103 to 576 code for a protein of 157 amino acids. NCBI's taxonomy places the organism in Eukaryota, Fungi, Ascomycota, Sordariomycetes, Hypocreales, Nectriaceae. The transcript has a single exon.